Pseudomassariella vexata is the source of this 1968-nucleotide messenger RNA. RefSeq lists its product as uncharacterized. Gene Ontology annotation, biological process: response to radiation; error-prone translesion synthesis. The transcript has 3 exons. The record is from RefSeq and is a predicted model, not a curated record. Lineage: Eukaryota; Fungi; Ascomycota; Sordariomycetes; Amphisphaeriales; Pseudomassariaceae. Bases 1 to 1968 code for a protein of 655 amino acids. Gene Ontology annotation, cellular component: site of double-strand break; replication fork; nucleus. Gene Ontology annotation, molecular function: DNA-directed DNA polymerase activity; damaged DNA binding.
AUGUCUUCGCGCUUCUUGGCAGGGUCUUCCCCCGGGUAUGGAACCGGGCGGCGCAAGUCGCAGUUUACGUAUCGUCAGCUUGGCUUGCUGGCAUCCUACUCGACCUCGUGUCCUCUGAGAGUCAUCGUACACAUCGACCUAGAUGCAUUUUAUGCGCAGUGUGAAAUGGUUCGUCUUGGAACCCCUGAAGACCAACCAUUGGCUGUCCAGCAAUGGCAGGGCUUGAUAGCUAUCAACUAUCCUGCACGCGAAUACGGAAUCGGGCGACAUUGCACCAUCAAAGAUGCCAAAAAGCUUUGCCCUAAGCUCAUUUCUCAACACGUUGCCACCUGGAAAGAGGGCGACGAGAAAUGGGCCUAUCAUGAUGAUGCAGCAGCUCACAUGGGGACACACAAAGUCUCCCUGGAUCCCUACAGGCUCCAGUCGAGACGAAUUCUAGCAGUCAUCAAAGAAAGCCUGCCCCAUGACAAGCAGAAAGUCGAGAAAGCUAGCAUCGAUGAAGUUUUUAUCGACCUUUCUGCACAAAUCCACUCGAUUCUUCUCGAGAGAUUCCCAGAGCUCACGAAUCCCGCGCCGUACGACGAUCCAACUGAGAAGCUGCCACUGCCCUCCAUCAGCGCCCUUGACUGGCAGGCCGAUGCCUUGGUUGAUCUCAACGAUGCAGAUGCCGAAACGGAUGACCCAGAUUGGGAUGAUGUGGCCAUACUCAUUGGUUCAGAAAUUGUUCGUGAUAUCAGAGCCGAAGUCCACAGGAAGCUCGGUUAUACCUGCUCUGCGGGAGUAGCAAGCAACAAGAUGUUGAGUAAAUUGGGCUCUGGCCAUAAGAAGCCCAACCAACAGACAGUGAUCCGUAAUCGAGCCGUGCAAUGCUUCUUGUCUGACAUGAAGUUUACCAAAAUUCGCAACCUGGGUGGCAAGCUUGGAGAACAGCUAGUGUCGACCUUCAAUACAGAGAACAUCAAGGACUUGAUGCAUGUGUCGGUCGAACAACUGAAGUCCAAACUGGACGAUGAUACAGGCGUCUGGCUCUACAACACCAUCCGCGGUGUAGACACCAGUGAGGUCAACUGUCGAACACAAAUCAAAUCCAUGCUCUCGGCGAAGUCAUUCCGUCCAAGCAUUAACACGCUUGACCAAGCUCUGAAGUGGUUGAGAAUCUUCGUUGCUGACAUUUUCUCACGCCUGGUGGAGGAAGGAGUCCACGAAAACAAACGGCGACCAAAGACUAUCAAUUUGCAUUACCGGCACGGUGGACAAACACGCUCACGCGGAAGUGGGAUCCCACAAGGGAAAAUUCUUGAUGAGACCACAUUAUUCGCUCUUGCUAAGAAUCUCAUGAAUCAGAUCAUUCUGGAAGGCCAAUUAUGGCCUUGUGCCAAUCUAUCUCUGAGCGUGGGAGGAUUCGAAGACGGUUUAUCAGGCAACAUGGGCAUAAGCGCCUUCCUCCUGAAAGGCGACGCCGCGAAGGAACUCAAGGCCAGGUCCAGAGACCCGAAUGUGGAUCCUCCUACCCUUAAGAAACGCCGUGUCGAGAAUAGUAGCAUACAAUAUUUCCUUGGCAAACGGGGCACCCCUUCUGGUAGUGUUGACCAAGUGGACGAGGAGGAUACAGAAGCGAGUGGCGCUCCCCGGACACCACUGUCCCACCACGUUGUGGACGUGGACCAGACUUCAGAUAGGCCGGUGGACGUUUCAAUGAGCGCAUUCGGCAGCCACGAGAUGCCAAUCACCCAAUACACAUGUUCGCGCUGUGAUGCAAGGCUCGAGACUUGCAAUGCUCUACAAAGCCACCUCGACUGGCAUUUUGCCAAAGACCUCCACGAGGAAGAACGUGGCAAGCCGGCAUUUGCCAGUCAAGCAUCGGGUCCACACAAUCAAAAGAAGAAGGCUGCUGCAUCCUCCUCAAAGAAGACAUCGCGGAGUAGUAACAAGCUCGAGCAGGGGCAGAGCAAGCUGAAGUUUGGAUGA